UAUCUAUCAUUACCGUCCGAUGGUACUAGUGAGCGGUGGAGACAAAACGUCCUCUGAUUCUUCUUCGAAGAACUUGUAGACCAAGCAAAGAAAGCUCCACUUUGUUCAUUCUCUCUCUAAACUAAAAUCCAUGAAGCCGAAAAUCGAAAAAGCAAGUUUGGUUCAUUUCGCAAGCUCUAUGCUUACAUUCGCCUUCUUUAGUCGGUAGAUAGCAAUUUUUGAACUCUACUGGUAGAUUCUGCUUAUCGACUAAGUUGUUGGAAUGGCUGGAGCUAGGCUAAAAUCACUUUGCAACUCCAUUAAUCCCUCUUUAAGAACACAAUCUUUUAGAUUAUACAAUCCUAGUAUAAAUCCUCUCAAACAUGCUGCUCAUAAUCAUCUGAUGCCUUCAUAUGCUUAUUCAAACGGUAGUUUCAUUGAUAGCAAAUGGAAACUCUUGGGGUGUACUGAAAAUACUCUUAAUAGAUGUCGUGGUUCUGACUCUUCUGUUGAUACCCGAUGUUACAACAGCAAAUCGAUCUAUCAACCUUAUUCGAGAUCAUCAACUUUGUGGUUUAGAAGUGGUAGUCCAUUUGUUUCGUUAAUUCCCAUGUCCAGCAGCCGGUCAUAUUCUUCAUCUCCUUCUAGAAAAAUUGAAAAUCCCCAGAAUUCUGAAGUAUUUGCUUCUUCUGGGCCAAAUGAAGUGGAUAUUAGUAACAGUAGUUUGGGUGGAGGUGAUUGGGUUGAUAAGGUUAAGGAUGCUUGGCAGAGUGCUGUGGAUGCUGUGACUUAUACUGGACAAAAAGCUAAAGAAGUGUCUGAUGAAGUGAUACCUCAUGCUCAGCAGUUAUUGGAUUCACAUCCAUAUCUGAAAGAUGUGGUUGUUCCAAUUAGUUGUACUUUAACUGCUACUAUAUUGGCUUGGGUGGUAAUGCCUAGGCUUUUGAGGAAAUUCCACAAGUAUGCUAUGCAAAGUCCUGUUUCAAUAUUAUCUGGAAACCCACCAGGAGAGCAAGUUCCAUACGAGAAAAGUUUUUGGGGUGCUUUGGAGGACCCAGUGCGAUAUCUAGUCACGUUCUUGGCAUUUUCAGAAAUUGCUAUGAUGGUUGCUCCCACCACCAUAGCAUCACAUAUUGCAGAAGCUUGGAAGGGUGCAAUUAUUUUAUCGUUUAUAUGGUUUUUGCAUCGAUGGAAGACAAACGUUUUUGCACGUGUAUUGGUUUCUCAGCGUUUAUCUGGGAUGGAUAGGCAGAGGUUAUUGACUGUUGACAAAGUUUCCUCUAUUGGUCUUUUUGUAAUUGGAAUCAUGGCUUUAGCUGAAGCUUGUGGUGUGGCUGUGCAAUCUAUUUUGACUGUGGGUGGUAUAGGAGGAGUUGCUACUGCAUUUGCUGCCAAAGAUAUCCUUGGGAAUGUGCUAAGUGGGCUGUCUAUGCAGUUUUCACAGCCCUUUUCCCUUGGUGAUACUAUAAAAGCUGGAUCCAUAGAAGGGCAGGUGGUGGAAAUGGGAUUUACAACCACUUUGUUACUGAAUCCGGAGAAGUUUCCUGUCUUGGUUCCGAAUUCUUUAUUUUCUAGCCAGGUGAUUGUGAACAAAUCACGUGCCCAAUGGCGUGCUGUUGUCAACAAAAUUCCUUUGCAUAUUAAUGAUUUGGACAAGAUUCCUCAGAUAUCAGGCGACGUUAAGAGCAUGCUAAGGUCCAAUUCAAAAGUUUUUACAGAUAAAGAAGCCCCUUACUGUUUCCUGUCUCGUGUAGAAAGCUCUUUUGCUGAACUGACUCUUGGAUAUAAUCUCAUACAUAUGAGGAAAGAUGAAUUAUAUGCUGCGGAACAAGACAUAAUUCUGCAGUCUGUUCGGAUUAUCAAGGAGCAUGGUGCUAGAUUAGGCAGCAGUUGGCAAGAUACAAGUAUUCAGUGAUAUGACGAAGAAUGAAGUACAUCAAAGCAAGAUGCUGCUAGACUAACACUACAGCUCAUCUGUAGUGGAAUAUCAUACAGCUACAAAAAUCCGUCCAAGAGUUUUGAGAAAAUGCGGUGAUGUUGAAUUAACUUGUUGGUUAAGUGGCGACUUUUGGUUCAUUUUGAUGGAAAUUGAAAGGUGUUUACAUGAUGUAAUUUCAUACACUUUUCAGGUUGCAUUUGAUUUUUGUUUCGAUUAAAAAAUUA
Messenger RNA from Tripterygium wilfordii, 2142 nucleotides. Its product is annotated as mechanosensitive ion channel protein 1, mitochondrial. The record is from RefSeq and is a predicted model, not a curated record. Gene Ontology annotation, biological process: transmembrane transport. Gene Ontology annotation, cellular component: membrane. The transcript is spliced from 7 exons. NCBI's taxonomy places the organism in Eukaryota, Viridiplantae, Streptophyta, Magnoliopsida, Celastrales, Celastraceae. Bases 263 to 1894 code for a protein of 543 amino acids.